AUGGCAGCCACCACCACGAGGUGGUGGCGGCGAUUUCCGAUGGUUCCAACGCAAGUAACAACAAAGGCGGCAGGCGGCGGUUACACCCGCUACAACGUCCGGCAAUGGGCACAUCUUCGAGCAGCAGCAACCACAGCGGCAGGAAAGGAGGUGAGGGAGGAGCACGAAUGGCGGCCACCACGACGCCACGCCUUUGAUCUUCGCCGAUGCAGCUGCACUUUCAACUCAGGCGGUUAUCAACAACAAUCGGUGGUGCUCGGCGGUUGGAAAUCGACAUGGUGGAAGGUGGCGGUGGCUGGAGAGGGAGCGGUGGGGAGGUGGCGCCGGUGA
This is a messenger RNA of Lactuca virosa, 330 nucleotides long. NCBI's taxonomy places the organism in Eukaryota, Viridiplantae, Streptophyta, Magnoliopsida, Asterales, Asteraceae. The record is from the annotation of a GenBank genome assembly.